Molecule: messenger RNA, 516 nt
Organism: Cryptotermes secundus
Lineage: Eukaryota; Metazoa; Arthropoda; Insecta; Blattodea; Kalotermitidae
Product: hemolymph lipopolysaccharide-binding protein
Exons: 2
Coding region: 1-516 (171 amino acids)
Source: RefSeq, a predicted model, not a curated record
AUGGCGACUGCGUCAGUAGAGUUCCAUAGCUCCGAGUCGAAAGAUCUCUUGAAUUAUUGUGUUUCAGCACCUCCCCCCGUACCCCCUCUGGGCUACCACCCACCAGGGUACGAACUGUUCCCCGGUGUGGGCUACUAUAAGUUUCACACAACUCCGAAGACUUGGGAUGAAGCAAGACGGAUCUGCCAGCAGGAGGGCGGAUAUCUUGUUGUCAUAAAUUCUGAAGCCGAGUCCAAAGUGAUGCAAAAUUUCUUAGAUGGAGCGAGAAAUAUAAAAGGCGCUACCCACAACGACUACGCCUUCGUUGGAUUCCACGACCGAUUCGUUGAAGGCGAAUACCUCACCGUGUUUGGAAAGCCUUUGAGCAGCAUGGGGUUCGCUCGCUGGGCAUCUCUCAAACAGCCCGACAACGCAGGAGGUAAUGAGAACUGUGGAUCAAUCCAUCGGAACGGCGGUUUGAAGGACAUCCCGUGUCCAUGGAAACUUCCAUUCUUCUGCGAAAAGAAGACCUGGUGA